CUGAUUACUAACAGCAAUGGCGGUCAUGCUGACGCGCCGAGUCCCCAUGGUCAGAGCGCCGAGCCUCCGGCUUCGGUAAAACUUCAAAGGAAGCAGCCCCAAAAUCGGCGUACAGCUUUCACCAGACAACAGCUGGAAGGGUUGGAGGAGGAGUUCCGCACCAACGCCUAUCUCACCCGUCUGCGUCGCUACGAAGUGGCAGUUAGCCUUGGUCUCUCAGAGCGUCAGGUAAUUAGGAGUUGA
Messenger RNA from Mesocestoides corti, 243 nucleotides. The record is from the annotation of a GenBank genome assembly. Lineage: Eukaryota; Metazoa; Platyhelminthes; Cestoda; Cyclophyllidea; Mesocestoididae.